Dipodomys ordii (Ord's kangaroo rat) is the source of this 3619-nucleotide messenger RNA. RefSeq names its product MORC family CW-type zinc finger 4 (gene Morc4). Gene Ontology annotation, cellular component: nucleoplasm; nucleus. The record is from RefSeq and is a predicted model, not a curated record. Bases 47 to 2848 code for a protein of 933 amino acids. Lineage: Eukaryota; Metazoa; Chordata; Mammalia; Rodentia; Heteromyidae. Gene Ontology annotation, molecular function: zinc ion binding; ATP hydrolysis activity. The transcript is spliced from 17 exons.
GGUAGCAGUCCGGCGGCAGCAGACAACUAUCGUGGCGGCCAAAAAAAUGCUACUGGGUCGAGGGGCCCCGGCGGGCUCUGGGCCACCAGGCGUCGGGCUGUCCCGGCUAGGCAACGUUCCACAGGCCUUCGGUAUCCGCUUGAGCACGAUGAGUCCCCGCUACCUACAGAGCAACUCCAGCAGCCACACGCGACCCUUCAGUGCCAUCGCGGAGCUGCUAGAUAAUGCUGUAGAUCCAGAUGUAUCGGCCAGGACAGUCUUCAUAGAUGUUGAAGAAGUCAAGAGUAAAUCUUGUUUGACCUUUACUGAUGAUGGAUGUGGGAUGACACCUCACAAACUCCACCGAAUGCUCAGCUUUGGCUUUACAGAUAAAGUAAUAAAGAAGAGCCAGUGUCCCAUCGGUGUCUUUGGCAAUGGUUUCAAGUCAGGUUCCAUGCGUCUAGGAAAAGAUGCUCUUGUCUUCACCAAGAAUGGGAGUACUCUCACUGUUGGACUCCUAUCACAGACCUACCUGGAAUGUGUCCAUGCACAGGCGGUUAUUGUACCAAUUGUUCCAUACAGUCAGCAAAACAAAAAAAUGAUUAUUACUGAGGAUUCCUUGCCUAGCUUGGAAGCCAUCUUGAACUAUUCAAUUUUCAACAAUGAAAAUGAUCUACUGGCCCAGUUUGAUGCCAUCCCAGGCAAAAAAGGAACUCGUGUUCUCAUUUGGAACGUCCGCAGAAACAAAGAUGGAAAGUCUGAGUUGGACUUUGAAACAGAUCAGUAUGACAUCCUGGUAUCAGACUUUGAUGCUGAAGAAAAAGAGGCUGAUGAUUUUACCUGCAAGCUGCCAGAAACAGAGUAUUCUUUACGGGCAUAUUGUAGUAUUCUGUAUAUGAAGCCACGGAUGAAAAUCUUUCUGCGUCAGAAGAAGGUGACUACCCAGAUGAUUGCCAAGAGCCUGGCAAAUGUCGGAUAUGAUAUAUAUAAACCUACCUACACAAAUAAACAGGUGAGAAUCACUUUUGGAUUCUCUUGCAAAAGUAACAACCAGUUUGGAGUGAUGAUGUACCAUAACAACCGGCUCAUAAAGUCCUUUGAGAAGGUGGGAUGCCAGAUAAAGCCAACUCAUGGAGAAGGUGUGGGAGUAAUUGGAGUCAUUGAGUGUAAUUUCCUAAAACCUGUCUAUAACAAACAAGACUUUGAGUACAACAAGGAGUACAGAUCAACAAUAAGUGCCCUUGCUCAGAAGCUGAAUGCUUAUUGGAAGGAAAAGACAUCUGAAGGGAAUUUUGAGUUCUUCCCUAUAGCCAGAAUAGUACCGAAGAUUCCUGACCAGACAUGGGUACAGUGUGAUGAAUGUCUUAAAUGGAGGAAGCUUCCUGGCAAGGUUGAUCCCUCUACAUUACCCAUAAGAUGGUUUUGUUACUAUAAUCCUCAUCCAAACUACAGGAGAUGCUCUGUUCCAGAAGAACAAGAACUCAUUGAUGAAGACCUAUACCUGAGCAAAGCUAAGCAACAAGCUCAAACUAUUGAGAAGAAGAAGAAGCCUAUGGAAAAUAUACACCAACAGGUAUUUAGCAAUCCACCAAAGAUUCCUCCUGUUCAAGAUAUGGCUGGAUUUAAUGCCAAGAUAACUGGAUUUGAGAGAAUGGAUAGUCCUCGCCUACUUCUAACUGCUGAAGAUGAAAGCAGAUUACCUGCUCUUCAACUUAAACCUCUGGAUCCAAGUGUUUUUCAUUUUUCCAGUAAGUACAAAUGGAACCCAGGUGAAGAACCUUUGGAGAAACGAAGAAGGUUCCAGAAUGAGAUGGCAUUAUGGCCUCUUGAUUAUUCUUUGCAUGGUUCUUACAAGAGAGCAGAGGCAGCUCUUGGCUACCCAGAAGGGGAAAACAGCCAUGAAAAAUCUAGUUCUGAAAGAAGUACACCACCAUACCUUUUCCCAGAAUACCCUGAAAUAAGCAAGAAUACAGGGCAGAACAGGGAAGCUUCAGUUGGGUAUCCAGGAUCCCAAUACCAACACCAGGGGUCCCUGAUCCCAGAAGAAUUAGAAGUUCAGAUGCCAAGAUUGGUAGCAGAAGAAUCCAACAGAGGGAGCGUGAACAUAAACAAAGAAGAAGUAAAGAAGGGACCUUUUGUAGCUGUUGUUGGUGUUGCAAAAGGAGUUCAAGAUUCAGGAGCUCCCAUUCAGCUUGUCCCUUUUAAUAGAGGGGAGUUGCCUGAGAAAAGAAAAGCAGCAGAAUCCUGGAAUGUAGCACCCUGUUCUGCUGCUGUCCCUGCCACAGCUGUCAGGGAGAAAGGAAGAAGCUAUGAGGAGAGUGGAGGUCGCAAUAUGCCAAAGAUGAAGAACCAGAGAGAGCUUGAAGAAUUGAAGAGAACCACCGAAGAACUUGAACGUGUUUUGGCUGAAAGGAAUUUGUUCCAGCAAAAGGUGGAGGCUCUGGAACAGGAAAAGAAUCACUGGCAUUCUGAAUACAAGAAAGUUCAAAGCGAAUUGGUAAACUAUAAUACCCAGGAAACAGAAGGCUUGUACUGGAGCAAGAAACACAUGGGCUAUCGCCAAGCAGAACUCCAGAUUCUGAAAGCUGAGCUGGAAAGAACCAAAGAGGAAAAGCAAGAAUUAAAAGAGAAACUGAAGGAGACAGAGACACACUUGGAAGAACUACAGAAGGCUCAGGUCUCCUACCGGACCCCAGAGGGAGAUGACCUAGAAAGGGCUUUGGCAAAGCUUACGCGGCUGCGUGUCCACGUCAGCUGUCUCCUUACUUCUGUUCUCCCUCACUUGGAGCUUCGUGAGAUCGGGUAUGACUCAGAGCAAGUGGAUGGGAUCCUGUACACGGUGCUGGAGGCAAAUCACAUACUGGACUGAGCACCACACUAUAUACACUCUCCUCUAGCCUUCUCUUUUCAGCCUGUAUAAUACUCUGUUCUCCCUUCCUCUUCCAUUGUCUCCCAUUCUUCACCCUCCUUCUCUCUCCCUCCCUUCUUUCCACUGGUGUCCUCCCUCUUACCUUUAUGCCUUAUAUAGAGAGUCUGAGUAAAUCUAGGCUCUUAAUCCAUCUGCUUUUCAGUCUUAUUUUUGUGUGGAGAAAGAGGACAGUUAAAUAGUUUCUCAGGAGUCCAGGAAUAGAAAGUCAGUAGCCACCAUGUUAGGUGACCAGAAAACUUUAAUUUUCAUGGCCUAGAUACUUGGCCUAUUUCAUGUCCUUUCCAAAAUGGUUUAUAUUCAUUUAGGUGAAAUCAGUCAGCCAAUACGGCGUUCAAUGUACCUGGUGUUUUGGAAUAAGCUAAGAAGUAUAACUCACGGUUUCAGCCUGCCAAAGUUCUGAAAGUCUAGUUGGAAACACAAGACGCAUCAAGUUAACUAUCCGCAGAGUUGCAUGGGAUGUCCAAGUGAGUUUUAGAAACAUGGCAGAGAAGAUCUGGAGGAGGAAGUGGAAGUUCAAGGAAAGCAUCACACCAAACUUGGGACCGAAACUAAAGUUUAAAGAAUAAGCAUACCACGCUGUUAAUGAUGGAUGUUUCUUAGGUGCUAGGACUAUGGUUGAUAAUUUUCUUGUUCCUGUCUUCUUGCCUUUUUCAAAUUUUCUAUAACACACUUGUUAUUCUUCUUAUGUUGGCAAAAAUAAAAGAGUUUUUA